Molecule: messenger RNA, 9295 nt
Organism: Musa acuminata AAA Group (dessert banana)
Lineage: Eukaryota; Viridiplantae; Streptophyta; Magnoliopsida; Zingiberales; Musaceae
Exons: 22
Coding region: 149-4975 (1608 amino acids)
Biological process (GO): RNA 3'-end processing
Cellular component (GO): TRAMP complex; nucleolus
Molecular function (GO): mRNA binding; poly(A) RNA polymerase activity
Source: RefSeq, a predicted model, not a curated record
GGGGAGGUAACCGUGUUUCCUGCACAGCGAUAGACAGCCGAGCUUCACAGACCCCGCGGAGACCCCCUCCCUCCGUCGUCUCUGAAAUGAACAAAGAACUUGCGUCUCUGUCGAGAGAGAGAGAGGGAGAGAGGGAGAGAGAGGGGCUAUGGAAAUGGAUUCCCACCGAAGACUUGAUUCUCUCACCGCUCACAUCGCCCUCUACCACUCAGCCUCCUCCAAGGUAUCGAACCCUAACCCUAGCCCUCGGGCUGCCGUACUCCGGUGGUUCUCGGGCCUGACCGUCGCGCACCGCCAGUCCGCCCUCACCGUCGCGGACGCCGACUUCCUUCGCGUCCUCCUCCAGAUGCUCUCCCGCCUCCGCCGCCGAGGCCACGGCUUCUUCUUCCUCCUCCCCGACCUCCCCUCCCCUUCCCUCCCCUCCCUCUGCUUCCGCCGUUCUUACGGUCUCCUCUCCCGCGCCGCUGCUGCCGACGCCGCCGAGAGGACCGUCGCCGAUUCCCUCCUCCUUUUCGCGUCCAGCGAUGAUUCCCCGCUCCUGGAUGCGGCCACGGUGGCGGAGGACCUUGUCUCGGAUGUUGACCGCUUCGUGGCGGUCAUGGAUGCGAUCUCUGGUGGGAGGUUCCUCAGAGGGGAGGUGAACGGGUUGGCGGCGCCGUGGGCGGAGAUGCCUUGGUUGAAGGACAAAGGCUACUACAGCUUGGAGGCGUUUGUGGCAAAUCGGCUUGAGGUUGCUCUGAGGUUGUCGUGGCUUAGCUCCCAGGGAGGCAAGAAGCUGAAGGGUGGGAAGGCAGCCAAGGAGAAAGCCUUGACUGCUGGUCUGGCGGCAAAUGCUUUUUGGAGGAAGAAAGGUUGCUUGGAUUGGUGGGCGGGGUUGGAUCCUGGAGGAAGGAAAAAAAUCUUUGAGGCCUUCUUGGGGAAGGCAGCUAAAUCUCUGGCAAAUGAAAUUAUCAGGGAGUCAGAACUUGCCUCGUGGAAUGAACUUUGUUUUCACAAGCUUGAUGGUGAAUUCCAACUAAGAUAUGGUCCCAUUCCUUGUUGGAUGAGGUCAAAGAAGCCAUUCUUCAGUAGGAAGCCAGAUUUUUGCAUGGACAUCAUUACCAACACAUCUUCUGGAAGGCCACAAUCUCUAGCCAAAUAUUUGAACUGUUUACUAGUAAUUCAGGAGAUAUGUUCUCUUUAUCUUAGUGAAUAUGAAGAAAAGAUAAUGCUCUUUAGUACACUACCAUCUGCUGAUACCAUUUCUGAUUCUAUUUUAAGGAAACUACAAAAACUCCUCAUGGGUAUAUAUACUAACUAUAUAAAUGUUGAACUUCUGGGAGAUGCAAAGUUGAAGACCAAUCAAAACAAAAGUCAACAGAAGUCUAACACUGGCUGUCUCAAAGGGAAGAAGAAAUCUCGUAGUUCUGGGAAGCCGAGGUCUGUUCCAAAGGCAUCCAAAGUUGAUUCCACCUCAUGCGAAACUUCAGUGGGUCAUGAAUGUGGAGCAGACAGUGCACGUGAUAGCACAACUAGGCUUUGUUCCCAAGAGGAGACUAUUUUGCCAAUGGAUAAUCAGAAGGCUAAAACAACUACUACUACACUGAAAGAUCAUGGAAAUGGGACUCCAUCAGCAGAGAACGACACUGAAAAUAUUGGCGACUCGUUUGAGUGCAAGAGCCAUACCAGUAAGAAGAAAAGUGGAAGAAGAAGAGCUAAAACUAAAAGUAAAAUCUCAAGCCCAAUGAAAGUUGGAUGUCCUGAUCUUGAGGAUAAAAGAUCUGAUCUUUCAUCCCUUGCUGUGGAUAUUGAAAGGAAAGAAGCCAUUGAUCCCUUGUUGAAUGGAUUAAGUGGUCCAGCAACUGUUACUCCCUUGUUGAAUGGAUCUGCUAUCAUUUCUGAUCCAUCACCAGUAGAUAAUUCAUGUGAGCCUUAUCACGAGCCAGGUUUAAUGGAUGAGAAUGGGAAUACAGGGUGCAUGAAAAAGGAUCUUGAUCUUCAUAAUACCAUAAACCACUGUGUUACUGGGUUGUGCUUUUCCAAAAGUUCAGACAGAUCAGAAAUCCACCAUGAAUGCAAGUGUGACUCACAAUCUGCUAAUACAUUAGAAGUGGUGCCACAAAUAUCUAUGACAAACAGUGCAAUCUGCUCUGAUGAAACUAGUGCAAAUUCUGUUGAUCCAUCCAUGAAGUGUUUAGAGAACGAAAACAGAUAUCAGGUAUCCAAUCUUUCUUUACCUAUGCCUGAGCCAAGUAUUAAAGGCAGAUCAUAUGAUUGGCCUGAAACCAAGAUUAAUAAUUCUGAAAAUCUAUGCAAAAUAACUUCACAGUUUGUUGCUUCUUCAAUAAACCAAGAAGGUUUUGCAAAUGAUGAUGGUUCUGUAAUUCAAAAUGAUAGUAAAACAUGCUAUUCAUAUAAUCAAACAAAUACUUUUGAAGGAAAAUCAUAUGAGUGGCCUGUCAUAGCGCCCCAUAAUUUUUCAUCUUUCAAUUCACAGCAUGUUCCUGCUGCUACGGAGAGGCUACAUUUGGAUGUUGGACAUGAAUGGCCUGCUUACCGUCAUCAGUCCUUCCUAUGUUCGAGGCAUCAGGCAAGGCUCCCUUCCAACGAGGGUGGAUGCAACCAUAUCUUACCACCUCUAACUUUGCCAAUGAGUUUUGAUUGGCCUCCUAUGGUUAAAAGUUGUACUCGAUUGAGUCAAACAGUGACUGUAAGCUAUGAUUCUGGAUAUAAUUCAAGGCUGCAAUCUUCAUAUUGUACAGGUUUUUCGGGUCAUGCAGUUCAAAAUACUGGUACUUUUAGUGAGAAUGACAGAAUUCAUACUGGAGAUAUUCUGGAUGUAUAUGAUAUGAAAAACAUAUCCGAUUUGGCAGAGGAUACUGAAAGUUAUUGGCUUUCGGAGGAGGAAAUAGAGAGUCAUAUGCUAUCUGGGAGGGAUUAUAAUCAGUUUUUUGGUGGUGGAGUGAUGUACUGGAAUCCUGCUGAACAUGUUGGAUCAGGUUUUUCUCGCCCACCAUCUCAUAGUUCUGAUGAUAGUGGAUGGGCUUGGCAUGAGGCUGAUCUUAACAGAGCUAUAGAUGAUAUGGUUGGAGUGCCUGGAUUAUCUGCUUCAUACAAUACAAAUGGUCUGGCCUCACCAACUGCCACUCAGUUUUGUUCACCAUUUGACACCGUGGGAUCUGGACACCAAUCCGUUGGUUAUGCUGUUUCAGGAAAUGAUAUUACUGGGAAGGUUAUUAACUCUUCCUCAGUGCCAGAUAUUCCUGAAGAAAAAGCUCCAAAAUCCAUGAAUAAUUCAGCUAGUGUCAUUGAAGGAGUGAAAGGAGAUACACUUCCAUUCUCAAUGUUGCGGCCAAUCAUUGUUCCAAGCAUGUCGAGAAGGGGAUCCAGAUCGGAAUUUAAGCUUGGCUAUGAACACAAAAGCCCAUGUGUGCCUUCUAGUAGGAGGGAUGUUCCCCAAAUCAAGAGACCACCAUCCCCCGUGGUACUUUGUGUUCCUCGAGUGCCUCGCCCUCCUCCACCUUCUCCUGUAGGAGAAACUAGAAAGCGUGGCUUCCCAAUUGUUAGGUCUGGAAGCUCAAGUCCCAGACACUGGGGUGUUAGGUUUUCUGAUGAAAGUGGUUCUGAGGAAAGUCGAUGUUGUUUUGAUGGUGCUGAAGUUGUAUGGCCUUCAUGGGGAAACAAAGGCCUUACCACCAAUCCCAUGGUUCGGUCAAUUCAUGGACCUUUAUUGACAGAUCAUCUCAUCACAAUUCCCCAGCUUGCCUUCGAUCAGGAACAUCCUGAUGUAGCUUUACCAUUGCAACCUCCAGAGUUGUUGAAUUGUUCAUCUGCUAAAACAUCCUUGUCUAUCAUGCACAAUCUUCUUCAUGAGGAAAUCGAUUUUUUUUGCAAGCAGGUUGCUGCUGAGAAUCUGAUUAAGAAGCCCUACAUUAAUUGGGCUGUCAAGAGGGUAACGCGUUCCCUUCAAGUCCUCUGGCCUCGCUCCAGGACAAACAUAUUUGGUUCUAAUGCGACUGGUUUAGCUCUUCCAACUAGUGAUGUAGAUAUCGUGGUUUCUCUUCCUCCAGUGCGGAAUUUGGAACCUAUCAAAGAAGCUGGAAUUUUGGAAGGUCGUAAUGGUAUCAAGGAAACAUGCCUUCAGCAUGCAGCUAGAUACCUUGCAAACCAGGAGUGGGUUAGAAAUGACUCCCUCAAGACCAUAGAGAAUACUGCGAUUCCUGUAAUCAUGCUGGUGGCAGAAGUUCCUGACGACAUUGAUAUUUCAAGAAAGAAAUCGUCCAUGGUGGAUAUACCACGAGCACUUUCAAGUAUGGUUCCUGGGAGACAAUGCAACAUUCCUACUACUGAUCUUUCUAGUUCAGACUGUACCUCUUGGCCAUAUUCAAAAAUGAAAAAGGAUGAUAACAUUGAUGUAAAGUCGAUUCGUCUUGAUAUCAGCUUCAAAUCAGCAUCACAUACUGGACUUCAAACUUCUGAACUGGUUAGAGAACUGACCCAGCAAUUUCCUGCUUCUGUACCGCUGGCUUUAGUACUUAAGAAGUUCCUGGCUGAUCGAAGUUUGGACCAUGCUUAUUCUGGUGGUUUAAGUUCAUACUGCUUGGUGUUGUUGAUUAUACGUUUUCUGCAGCAUGAACACCAUGUUGGUCGGCCUAAUAACCAAAACCUUGGUGGCCUUCUGAUGGACUUUCUCUACUUCUUUGGGUAUAUUUUUGAACCACGUCAUAUGCGUGUUUCAAUCCAAGGAAGUGGAAUUUAUAUGAACCGGGAAAGAGGACUCAGCAUCGAUCCAAUUCAUAUUGAUGACCCUCUUUAUCCAACUAAUAAUGUUGGAAGAAACUGCUUCCGUAUACAUCAGUGUAUCAAGGCUUUUGCUGAUGCUUACUCUGUGCUGGAAAAUGAGUUACCCCACUUUUCUGGUAAUUCUGUUCCAAGUUCAACCGGAAAAUUCAGGCUACUUCAAAAGAUCAUUUCAAAUAUUGAUUGCGUGGAGUAAAAUUCUAUCACGAGGAUUUUUUGAUUCCUUGAAUGGCUGGUCAUUUUGUUGACAAGUGAAUCACCUACAUAUGGAUCUUUUUUAGUUUCCAAGGUGUUGCUGCUCCUUGAACUAGAAGUCUGGGGUUGCUGAUCUGAUGUUCUGAUGGCAUCUUAAAUAUUGAUUUUAUUGAUUUCGUUGGAACAUUUCAUCAUCACUUGCUUUAUUGUUUCUUGGGACAACUGAAGAGAAUAUGUUCAUUAGUGGCCCAGCAUUCAGAGUGAUUUUGGGUAUAUAGUCCAUCGAGGAGCUGGCCUAUGUAACUGUUCUGUGCCUAGAGAGCUCAAGUUACUGAGUAUGCAUGUGAAUGUCUCUGUUCUUGUUUGUGCAUUUGCUUUCAUACGAGAGAUUCUAUUGCCACCUGACAUUGGAUUUUUAUGCUAAAAUGGUUUUACAACAUAUAGGAGUGCUAAAAGUGCUAAUCCAAAGUCUUAUGGCGUUUCCAAAUCAAGAAAGUUCUUACGCCUGAAACUCUUCAUCUGGACACCGAAGGCAGCUUUUGCUCUAAUUGGACCGCUAACCAGUCCAAGUCUAUAAAUUGCCUUCGGUGCUUUAUUACAAGUUUUGAUUAAGCUUCAACAAGUUUUGAUAUUUUGAGGCCAUAAGCCCCCAACACUACACGGAGAUUCAUUUCAUUGCUCCUUUCUGCUCCUCGUUGGGCCUGGCCAUGUAAAGAGGAGAAGGGACAUCCCACCCAAUUAUUUCUGGGUGGGCUUCGUUACUUCUUUCCAAGCCUUGUCAUUGCUUGUUGCACCCAAGAAGGAAAAGCUAUGCUGGGUUCAUACAGCUGAAUGUCGGAGAAACCAGGGGGUGUCUGGUUGCAGUCUUGAAAAGCAUAACUGGACGUGGAACUGUUAUGAGUCCAAGAGUACCUCCAUCUUCAACAAUUUAAUAUGGAGAAGGGUGGGACUUUUAAGGGCUUAAGGCAUGGCAGGCUUCUCUCUGUAUUAUAAAUAUUUCGUAAUCUGGUUCGACUCAGUAAAAAUGAUCUUUUGGAAGGUGUUAUAAUUUCAAUGGUAGAUACAAUGAUGAGAAUGCUCACUGAGGGUGAAAAGCCAAGAACGCACAAGGACGAAGCAAAAAAGCCAUUUUGUGCAUCUUAUCCUGUAUUAUGCUGAAACAUGUUCCUCCAUGCUUUCCAGGUGAAGUGAUGCAGUAGACAAGGCUGAAUCAACAGCGUGAGAUGUAUAAUAGAGGCGAGAUACAGAUUUCGUCCAUAAAGGGUCAAGCAUCGUAGGACUUUAUAUAAGUGCACUGUUGGAGUUGGAAGCCAUCCAUGGGCGAAGCAUCAGUAGGGAACGGGCAUGGCGCAGCGACCGCCCCCUGAUCUGCGAGCGAAGCACAAGCUGCCGGAGUCACACCGCUCGAAACCCCUGCGACAUCAGCGCAGUACCAUGGCGUCUUCAUCGACUUCGCCAGCUGAACCGUGACGUUGGAGACGCAGAUGCCGGUGAAGGGCGCGCUGGGGAUGCCCUCCAGCCUCGCCGCCAUGGUGACGUUGUAAGCCACCACCUCGCUGUAGCUGAUCCCGUCCACCACCGGGAUGGCGUUGGGGUCGUACUUGUCGUCGGGGUGCGACUUGUAGCUCCCCGUCAUCCAGAAGACCCACUUCAUGGUGUUCAGAUUCAUCCUCCGCACGAAGACGUCCUUCACGUAGGCGCCUCUGCCCACCGCCGUCUUGAUCCGGAUGCCCGACUCCGAGUUCAGCGCGGUGAUGUCCUCCGCCCUCACGUCUCGGAUCCCGCCGGACAUCUCGCUCCCUAGGGCGAUCACGGCGCUGGUCGGCGACACGCAGGUGAGCCUUCUGAUGACGAUGUGCUGGCUCGGCAUCCCGUAGGAGAUGCCGUACUCGUCCCACCCGCUCUUGAUCGCCACGCAGUCGUCGCCGGACACUAUGUAGCAGUCCUCGAUCCGGACGUUGUAGCAGGAGUCUGUCAGAUCAAGAAGAAGAACCUGAGCAACUCAUGUAUCCCUAAUCACACACUACACGGAACAGCAUGAGCACCUGGGUUGAUUCCGUCGGUGUUGGGGGAAUGAACCGGUGCAAGAAUGGUGAUCCCGGAAACGACGAUGUUACUGCACAACCCAACCGAUGCGGUGAGGAAACAGAGAACGACGGAAGACUCGAGUACAAGAAAUGGAAGUAGACCUGCUGUAGACCGGAUGGAUGUUCCAUGCAGGGGAAUUGAGCAAGGUGAGGUUGGAGAUGAAGAUCUGGUUGGAGUGCAUCAGCUCGAUGAGGUAUCCUCGAGUGUACUUGAGCUUGUUGCUGUGGAACUGCGACCACCACGAGGCGCCCUGCCCAUCGAUCGUUCCAUUGUCCCCUGACAUGAAAUGAAAUCUCAGUCUCAGAACAGUGACUUACUUCACGGAAAGGGAAGAAGCUGCAAACAGAUACUUUCUGCAGUUUGACUCCGUGCGUCAACGAUAAAGGCUGACGAUGUUUUACCAUACAAAGGUAUGUCAUCACAUCUCUGCAAUGUAUCAAUUACGAGGAGGAGGAGUGGGCGGGGAGAUUACCUGGGUGGCGAGGAUGACGGCAUCGCGGUGGAGGAAGAGGGUGAAGGAGCUGGUGAGGUUGAAGGGCCCGGUGAGCCACCGACCGGCGGGGACGAAGAGCAUCCCGCCGCCGUCGGAGGCGAACUGGCUGAGGUGCGAAACCGCAGCCUGGAACGCCGCCGUGUUGGAGGUGGCGCCGUCGCCGACUCCGCCGAAGUCCGACAGGGACGCCGUGUGGGCCCGGCAAGCGGCGGCCGAGUACUUGAACUGCUCCACCCCUCCGCCUUUGCCGUCGUCGCUGCCACCGGGUAACUGGCGCUUUCUUCUGAUGCAUUCCGCCGGUCCGAUGAACGCCGCCGCCACCAGCAGCCACGUCGCUAGAAUCUGGCAGCGAAAAGACGAUGAAUGGUUAGGGAAGAAUCAACAUUUACAACGGAGCUAAAUCUCUGAUCCUUUUCACUGUUCCUCGCAGGAUCGACACGUAAAAGACGGUUCUUUUGCGAUGAAGAAGCGAUCUUUGAGGUGGAACUCCAGGAAAAGAGGUGGAGCAAGAACGCAAUCCGCAGCGUCAUCCUCUCGUUUGCAUGCUUCAACAUCGAUUGAUAAGAUGAACGGAUCAAUCCGAGAUCAGAGGCUACGAGUUAAAGUUUCGGUUUUUCCGUGUCCUCGAAGGUAAAAAAAAUGAUUCCUUUUCCUUUAGGAGGAACUCAAGAAAGGGAUGACAAGAACGCAAUGCGUCAAGUCGCUCUCUUGCUUUGGCAAAAAAGAUCACUCUUUUAUCGACAUUUGAAGAAAAAGGAUGCAUAGAAGUAAAAAAUGAAGCUUUUUUUGGAGAAUCAGAAAAAGGGCGAAGAAGGGAAUGAUAACAAAGAAGAAGCAGAGGAGAAGGAAAUGGUCCAUACUCUGCUUCCGUUCAACCUAAAACAAGAAGAAGAAGGAGGAGGAGGAGGCCAUGAGAGAACAGAGACGGUAACGGUGAUACCAGUGGGAGUGAGAUGCUGCUGCGCCCUUGCAACUCCAUCGUCGAUGUCCCUCAGCGACCGGACUUGCGACGAAGACGAGGGGGAGGGCGGGCAAAUGGAGUCCAUUUAUAGGGGCUUCUCUCGUACACCAUCAUAUCCCUUCGGCGUAUAAGGUGUGUCCAUUGGCGUCACAUCAGAGACGUAUCUACCUCAACACGAUGUGGCAUUGAUACCGAUAUUGGAUCUCGAUUUAGACCUUUUAACCGGAUAGAAUGUAAGAUGGAGAUCUAUGAGAUGAAAUCGAAACAUAACAUCAAGAAUUAAUCUUUUCAUAUAUUAUACAGAUAUAUCAUCAAACAUUUUCAUUGUAAUCACAUAGCUUUAGUGAUGCAUUUUUUGUGUAAUGAUACAUCGAGUUGUAAUGGUCUUCCGAGGAAUCAGUACAUGCGAGAUAAACAUCAAGACGAAAGAGAGAGAGAGAGAGAAAGGGCGACACAUCAAACAGUGUUUGUUGACGUUACCUGAUUCCAGAAGACGCAGCAGGAGGCAACAAUUAAGGCCCGUGAUCGUUGCUUCGUCGGCAUGCGCGCCCGUGCUCCGCCCCGAUCACGGGCGGAGAGGCCGGUGCGGUGACCCACCACAAAUCCUCACGUGAACGUGAAAGUAACGAGAAGACGGAGCAGCAGAGCAGGAGUCAAAGCGUCGUGCUGACACAUCGCGACUGCAGAGCUCCGAACAUUUUUGUUUUUGUUUUGGGAUAGUUGAUGUUUUCAUGUUUGUUUGUUUGUUUUUAUUUAUCAAGAACACAAUUUUCUUUAAA